Messenger RNA from Vitis vinifera (wine grape), 1122 nucleotides. RefSeq lists its product as uncharacterized. Lineage: Eukaryota; Viridiplantae; Streptophyta; Magnoliopsida; Vitales; Vitaceae. The record is from RefSeq and is a predicted model, not a curated record. The transcript is spliced from 6 exons. Gene Ontology annotation, molecular function: DNA-binding transcription factor activity. The coding region runs from base 1 to 1122 and encodes 373 amino acids.
AUGACUGACCCAUUAGACGACGUCCCAUAUCACGAUCCAUUCUCAUUCGAUCUCCCUUUAGUACUAGUAGAAGACCUCAAUUUCUCUGAUCCUCCUAACCCAAACCUUUCUGACAUACCUUCAUUGGUGAAACCCGAUUCGAAUCCUUACUUGAUUCCUCAAUCCAGCGACGAACUUGCGGACAACACCAUUGAUCCCUUCAAGGACUCGUUUGCUUGGGAACUGUGUGACGAUUCUAAUGGGGAUAAUCCUCAACUGACUCCCAUGGAAGUCCAUGGCGAAACAAGCAGCCAAGCCGAAACGUCCCAACAGCAAAUUCCAAGUUUUGAAAACUCAAUUCCUCUCCCGGUCUGGCCUUUGCCACCGGUCCCUUAUGGUUGCAGUUGUUGCCAAAUUCUAAGAGAAAUAAUUCAUACUAAUGGUACGUAUACUACAAAGCUUGAGGUUCAUGGAAGACCCGGACUGAUCAGUCAUGCUGUUCUCGAAAGUCACUACUGUGCCGUCGAUGGAAUCCCUCCAGAUCAUCAUAUGUUUGAUUUCUGCAAGAAAAGCAUAGAGGGUGUGAAGCAGUUUCUGCAGCAAUACUGCAAGGAACGUCGACAGGCCGGGUUCGCUAUGCUGCAGGAUCCACUCUCCCUAUUUUAUGAAGCCAUCUGCGUUGGAUUGGACUACGAAGAAUCUAUGAAUGCUGAUGAGUUUUUCCAACGGUCUCCAUCGCACUCUGGAGGAUGUCAAAUAAAUCACCCAGAGACCGAAGAGAAUCGCUCAGAGAGAACUCAGAAAAUCCCCCUUGCAGCACAGAGGGAGAGAACAGGAAAGUUAACUAUAUAUGACUUCACACGGUAUUUUCAUCUUCCCAUAGACAAGGCAGCUGAGGGAUUGAACAUAUGCCCUACUGUUGUGAAGAAGAUAUGCCGCAAACAUGGAGUGGAUCGAUGGCCUUAUAGAAAGGUCAAAAGCAUACAAAGGCAGAUGGUGAGAUUGAAGCCAAGUUUAAGGUCAAAGGAUGCAGCAGAAAGGGCACGCGCUCAAGCUGAGAUGGAGAGGCUGAAACAGGAGAUGACCAAUGCUUGUGGAGGAAUUGCCAUUCCUAUACCACGAUAUUCUGAUCAUGAUAAUUGA